AUGUCCACCACCACGCGAGGCCUCCUGCUCGUCGUCGCCGUCGUGGCCGCUGCCUGCGGCGAGGAGCUCUUCGUGGGAGACCAGGUCCUGCGCGUUGUGGUGCGUGCUGAGGAGCAGCUCACCCUGCUCCGGACUCUGGAGGAGAAGGUGGAGCUCCAGGUUGACUUCUGGCGUGGUCCCACCAAACCCGGUCUCCCUGUGGACCUGAGGGUCCCUUUCCAGAGCCUCCAAGCCAUCAAAAGCUUCCUGGAAGCCAACGACGUAGCCUACAGCAUCAUGAUCGAGGACGUGCAGGAACUGCUGGAUGAGGAGAAGAGGACCAUGACACUGUCCCGGAGGCUGCAGAGAAGCACGGACACUUUCGAUUUUGGCUCCUACCACACCAUCGAGGAGAUCUACGACUGGAUGGAGACGCUGGUGGCUGCUCACCCCAACCUGGUCACCAAGCUCCAGAUCGGGCAGAGCUAUGAGAAGCGGCCGCUCUACGUGCUGAAGUUCAGCACGGGGGGAUCGGCCCGGCCGGCCGUCUGGCUCGACACCGGCAUUCACUCCCGGGAGUGGAUCACCCAGGCCACCGGCGUGUGGACAGCCAACAAGAUCGCCGAGGCGUACGGCAAGGACGCCGCCGUGACCGCCAUCCUGGACAGCAUGGACGUCUUCUUGGAGAUAGUCGCCAACCCCGACGGCUUCGCUUACACCCACAGCACCAACCGCCUGUGGCGGAAGACGCGGUCCGUCGCCGCCGGCUCCCGCUGCGUCGGCGUGGACCCCAACAGGAACUGGGCCGCGGGCUUCGGAGGUGCCGGCUCCAGCGGCAACCCCUGCUCCGAGACCUACCGCGGCCCCUACGCUCACUCCGAGAGCGAGGUGAGCGCCGUCGCCGACUUCAUCCGCCGCCACGGGCGCGUGAAGGCCGCCGUCUCCAUCCACAGCUACUCGCAGAUGCUCAUGUUCCCCUACGGCUACAAGAAGGAGCCGGCGCCCGACAGCCACGAGCUGGAGCGGCUGGCCGCCGAGGCCGCGCGGGACCUGGCCGCCGUGCACGGCACCCGCUACGUCUACGGGAGCGUCUUCGACACCAUCUACGAGGCGGCCGGCACCACCGUGGACUGGGCGUACGACAACGGCGUCAAGUACUCCUUCACCUUCGAGCUGCGGGACACGGGCCGCUACGGCUUCCUGCUGCCCGCCGCCCAGAUCGUGCCCACGGCGCAGGAGACGUGGCCGGCGCUGCUGGACAUCAUGCUGCACGCGCUGGAGCAUCCCUACUGA
This is a messenger RNA of Rhea pennata, 1272 nucleotides long. Its product is annotated as carboxypeptidase A1-like. Gene Ontology annotation, biological process: proteolysis. Bases 1 to 1272 code for a protein of 423 amino acids. Gene Ontology annotation, molecular function: zinc ion binding; metallocarboxypeptidase activity. The transcript has 11 exons. The record is from RefSeq and is a predicted model, not a curated record. Lineage: Eukaryota; Metazoa; Chordata; Aves; Rheiformes; Rheidae.